Pseudocercospora fijiensis CIRAD86 is the source of this 859-nucleotide messenger RNA. RefSeq lists its product as uncharacterized. Bases 242 to 778 code for a protein of 178 amino acids. The record is from RefSeq and is a predicted model, not a curated record. NCBI's taxonomy places the organism in Eukaryota, Fungi, Ascomycota, Dothideomycetes, Mycosphaerellales, Mycosphaerellaceae. The transcript has a single exon.
GUCGUGGCUACUGCACGGCUUGAUAGUAUAUCACAUGAAGAGCCUCGUAGGUGUGAAAAGUGCCUUGUCUCCUUCUAACUCUACCAAACCCAUAGCGCUACGCUGCUUAAGGACAAUUCCAACAACCAGACUACCACCCUCUCACACCCAAGCUCUCCAUCAAGCUACUACGCGAUCAUUACAGCUCAAGCUCACUCCAGACACGAGACCAACCACAUUUCUCAACCCAAAGACAGCAACCAUGUCCCUCUUCACUCCCCACUCCGACUUCCCGCCAUCCGGCAUCAAACCCAUCCUCGACGAAGUAACCCAACUCCUCAAAUCCCGCUCCGAAACAAUCUCCAUCGCCGAAACCGCCGCAGGCGGCCUCAUCUCCUCCUCCCUCCUCUCCCAACCGGGAGCGUCAGGCUACUACAAAGGCGGCCUCACCCUAUACACCCUCCCCUCCCGAAUCGCAUACGCAGGCUGGACCCAAGAAACGAUCGAGAAUUACAAGGGUCCUACUACCGAUAUCGUAUCCGGGUUGGCGAAACAUGUAAGGAAGGAUUUAGAGAGUACGUAUACGUUAUCUGAGAGUGGGACGGCGGGACCGACGGGAGGUACGACGAGGAAUCGAAAGCCGGGGUAUGUUGCUCUCGCGGUGGAUUGUGAGAGGGGCACUUUUGUGAGGGAGAUUGAGACCAACUUGGGGCCGGAUAGGGUGGGGAAUAUGGUGCAGUUUGCUAUUGAGGCGUUGAAGUUGUUGAGGGAUGUUAUGAGUGGGGAGGCGAAGCUUUGAUGGAGGGUAUGAGAGCGGAUGCUGGGCGUGCUGGAGGCAUUGGUAUGAUAUGCAGCUUCGUUAAUGACUUGCUCAUCUCAG